Petromyzon marinus (sea lamprey) is the source of this 3624-nucleotide messenger RNA. Lineage: Eukaryota; Metazoa; Chordata; Hyperoartia; Petromyzontiformes; Petromyzontidae. The record is from RefSeq and is a predicted model, not a curated record.
GGGAAAAAAUGACAGGGGUCAAUUAAUUGGGGGGGGUCACAAGAUAUCUGGACCACCAUAUAGAAUCUCAACCUGUCCUGACAAGUCUAUCACUGGAAAAAUAAAUACUGUAAGGACAAUUCGCCUCCCCUCACAAAAAAAUAAAAGUAAUUUAUAACACAUCCCAUCAACCACGUGGGCCGCCUGGGAAUGCAUACUUUCAGCUGCGUAGCUUCAACACAACUGUGGGCCAUAUUCUUAGCUCUUUCGGUAAAGUCACGUUGAAGGGAAACAAUAAAAUAAUACCGAAAGAGCUAAGAUUAUGAAUUACUGCAGUCACGAAAGCUUUAAAUCAAAACUGUGGGCCUAGUUUCAACAUUCAACGUCUCAUCAGCAAUGCAGGCUUUGCGUGCCACAAAUUGCUGAACUGCCAGUUGUUUAUUAUAGACAUCGACCUUCUCUUUGGCCCUGAAUCAGAAUCUUUAGCGACACUGGAGGAAUCCGAUGAGCUAUGAAGCUCUUGCAAUCCACACACACACACAACACACACAGAUGCCCAGCACGGUUAAAGGUAGGUGCACGGCUUGUUGGAUAACAAGCGAGCCCCAUUAUGAGCUCACAGCACCUCAAACAGAGGGGGGCCAGGUUCAGCUGGUCGCUGGGUUCACACCUCGAGAAUCCCAGGUGGCACCAAACAACGUUCUCUCUCUCUCUGCCUUGGUGAUUCAUCCCCCCAGGUGGAUGAUUUAUCCCCCCCAGGUGGAUGAUGAACACAGUCGUUGACAGGGGGGGCGGUGGCCAAGGCAGGAGGAGUAUUUGCGUCCAGCCGUAUCCGGCGAGGAACACGGAGAGGACCUUGUGUGUCUCACACACACAUACACACCGGCUAGGCGCUGAGCCAGAGAGAACAACAACAACACCAACAACGGCGGCGGCGGUGUUCGUCGUCCUUGUCGCUUCUCUCCGCACACGCGGGGCGGGCAAGGCGCUAACCACAGCAGGAAGGGCUACUGAAGAGGAGAAGGGAUCGUGGCACCGGCAAUGAAGGCCAAGGCGGUCAUCCUGGCGUCCCGACCCGGUGCCGACGGGGAACCCAGGAUGGAGAAUUUCAAGGUGCAGGAGCAAGAGGUGGUGGAGGAGCCCCCCGAAGGGCACGUUGUGCUGAAGACAAUCUACCUCUCUGUGGACCCUUACAUGCGCUGCCGCAUGAACGAGGACCCAGGUACCGACUACUUGUCGGCGUGGACGGUGGGUGGCGUGGCGGAGGGCGGCGGCGUGGGCGUGGUGCUCUCCUCCCGCGGCGAGGGCCUCAGCCCCGGGGACGUGGUCACCAGCUUCUCCUGGCCCUGGCAGACGCACGCCGUGCUGCCCGCGAGUGGCCUGCAGAAGCUGGCUCCAGCGUGGCUGGCGGAGCGGCCCUCGCUGGCGCUGGGCGCCGUGGGGAUGCCGGGGCUCACGGCGCUGCUGGGGCUGCGUACGGGGGGCCACAUCGAGCCACGCGGCGGGCAGGCCCUGGUGGUGAGCGGUGCGGCCGGGGCCUGUGGGCAUCUGGUCGGGCAGAUCGCACGGCUGGAGGGCUGCAGCAAGGUGGUGGGGGUGUGCGGCUCGGCCACCAAGUGCCGCGUGCUCACCGCCGAGCUGGGCUUUGAUGCGGCGGUUGACUACCGCGCGGAGGACCUGGCUGGGCAGCUGCGCUCGGCGUGCCCCAAGGGGGUCGACCUCUACUUCGACAACGUCGGGGGGCCGCUCAGCGACGCCGUCAUCGAGCAGAUGAAUGUGGGGGGCCACGUGGUGCUGUGUGGGCAGAUCUCCCAGUACAACAAGGACGUGCCCUACCCGCCUCCUCUCCCACUGCACACACAGACCGUGCUGCAGGAACGCAACAUCAGCAGGGACCGCUUCCUCGUGCUCAACUACCCGGACAAGCACGCCGAGGGUCUGCAGCAGCUCGCCAGCUGGGUACAGAGCGGUCAGCUCAAGGUGAAAGAGACAAUCAUGGACGGGAUAGAAAACGUUGGAGCUGCCUUCGUGUCCAUGAUGCAGGGCGGCAACAUUGGCAAGCAGCUGGUGCUCGUGAGCCCCCUGUAACGGUGCCCCCUGCCACAGCCCGAGGGUGGCAGGAACGGCGGGGGGGGGGGGCUGGUGCAACCGUGGCCGCGCGAUCUGCCAGCGCAUGCCGAACCCCGUAUCCAAGUCAAGAUAUGUCUGGCUUGUCCGGGGCACACGCAGCAUCACAUCGUGCGGUAGUGGCAACUGCUCGCCAAUGGCACGCUGCCCAAUGGUUUCAAAAAAAAUGUUUUGCCAACGGUAGGCCAUUGUGUGGGCAAAGAGCACCGCCACUUGCAGAACAGGCGGUUUCGCUCGGUUUUUUUGUAGAAACAAAGGGAGGCCCCCUCUGUAGAGAAGCUUUAGCGUAGUGGAGUACAGGCAAGCCACAAUGGGAUUGUUGAGCAUCAACGUCACAGUGCCUACGCAUUGGUCAUGUGGCAGUGUAUUGAGUCAAAUAGAAAUGGGUAAUUAUGCUCGCAAUGUGUGCUAAGAAUUGCGCUUGUGGCAAUCGAUUAUUCAAGCGUUCUAAUUUGACAAAUCAGUGGCAAAAUCGAUUCUUAAAUUGAAUCGCAUCCCCAAAUUGAAGUUGCAUGGCGUUGUUACAUGCAUUAGUACGCGUAACGAUUGUAGCACUUUCAUCCCCUCUUAUAGUUUGCGAGAAUUAAUAAAUUGGCUGUCACGCCAUCUGCCAUGUAAACGUUCAUGGUGGAUCACCGAUCCAUAAUUGGAACCCUGCAGGCAGAAAGCUGUGUCUUGCUUGUAGCUUGCAGCUAUUGCCUUGUGAACUAAUUGUUGGUACUGCAGCUUGAUGUGGUAGUAUUGAACUGCUGGUCAUCAUCAAUUUCAACGGUCAGUUUGGUGGCUCACACAAGGAUGAUGAUGAUUGUUGUUAUUUAUAGCCACUUUCUAUGUAAUGAGAUGGUGCCUCGAGGUGGCACUACACCCAAGUAGGUUUUCACGGAGCAUUAUUGCGUUUGCAUAUAUUUCUCCAAGUUUAUAUAAACAUUUCUCCAGGCUCUUUUUCCACUUGUAUAUCUAAUGUAAGAAUUGGCCAAAUAUCUCAUAGGACAAUAAUAAAAAGGUCUUCAUGCUCCUAAAGAGUUUAAAAGUGCCUCUUUUUUUCAUCAAGGCACAGCAAAGUUUUAAAUCAAAGUGUCUCCCUGGUGUAGUGCAUCCAUCGGUGGCUUUGAACCGUGGAUGGAAAUUCAAACUCGGUUAAGGCUGGGGCCAGUGUCUCCACUGGACAACCACUUGACUGCCAACCAAAUGGUAGUGAGAGAGUUAAUGGGCUAAGAUGAGCCCUGACUAUUACCACAGCAGAUUUCACACUACUGCAGUCGUCUCGUAAAUGAUUAAACAUUAUGGGUAGUUGCUAGCCAUCUAACAUAUUUGACCUUUCCCCCCCCCCACUCUUUACGCACUCAGUUUCUGCUCUUGAAAUAGCAAUCCGAAAUAAUCAAAUAAAUGACCGAAACAAUGACGUGCAAACCACUCUGCACCACCCACUACAUAGGCAUAUAAAACGCAUUUUAUUGCCGAGCCGUUGAUGGAAUAGUUUUGAGAAUAUACAUUAAACACAAAAUGUUACACGUUGUA